GAUGGAAUUUCUGUCUGCCUUUUUCUUAUUCCCCUAUUCUGAUAAAUAGUUUUCAGUAUAUAAAUUUCUUUGACCUUUUCUUUUUUUGAACAUGGGCAAUUUUGGGGGGAGAGGGGGUGAGUUACAACCACAACUAGAAGCAAUGCUUCUUGUGGACAAGGAUAGCUGUUGGCCUGAGACUUGAGGGCACCAAGCUCUUAAGUUUUAGGCCAUGAACGAGUACAUUACACUGCAAGGGCCUGGUUUCAAUUUCUUUUUUCUAAUUUGUGCAAUUUUUUUUCCCCUCCUUUGGUAAUUUGGUCAUUUAUCAAAUCAAGUUAAAAAAAAAUUAAAUACCCCUAGUCUGUUUCCUUUUUCUCUUUGAUGGUUGUAUUUAUGUGAUGAUUUUGUUUCAUAUGUUUUUUCAGAGAACCUCUCAUUACUAACAUCAUGUGGAGGAACCUGCUUAUCCAAGCUAUAUAUCAAGUGAUUGUCCUUCUAGUCCUGAAUUUUCAAGGCGAGAGUUUGUUGUCGCAUCUGGAGCAUGACUAUGCUAAUAAGGCUAGAGAAGUGAAGAACAAAGUGAAGAAAACAGUAAUAUUCAAUUCAUUUGUCCUCUGUCAGAUCUUUAAUGAGUUCAAUGCUCGGAAGCCAGAUGAAAAGAACAUUUUCGAAGGAUUCACUGGAAACUAUCUCUUUAUGGGAAUAGUGUCUAUAACUGUUUUACUUCAGGUCAUCAUGGUCGAGUUUCUUGGUAAUUUUGCUUCAACAGUCCAUCUGAGCUGGAGGCUUUGGCUGGUUUCAAUAUCCAUUGGUUUUAUCAGUUGGCCCCUGGCUUUCAUCAGCAAAUUUAUACCUGUUCCUCCAACUCCUUUUAGCAAGUACUUCAAAAGAAUAUUCCCUCGGCGGAGAAGUUCACCAAGAAGUGAAGAAAACCACGAAGAAGGAGCGCAUGGAGGAGGAGCACAUGAAGAAGAAACACGUGAAGAUUCACAUCAAUAACAAAACGAGAAAUUGUUGUAUAGUGUGAAUUAUAUUAAACUGCACAACGAAGACUUAAAAUAAAUAAAAAAAAGUGUUCCCUUGAAAUUUGAAGAUGCUUAAAUUGUGUAUAGCUUUAGGGAUUUCGACAAGAGGCGUGUAUCUGGUGAUUAAAACUGGAUUGCUUUUUUUUUUUAAAUUCCAGUUUUAAGUAGGACAUUGGAUUCUCUCCCUUUCUCUCAUUCCUGUUUAGUAGUGACCUCAACUUUAAUUUUCCCAAAACCAAGGUCUCAAACUUUAUUAUAGUCUUAAUUUGUAGACCCCACUUGUUUCCCAGCUCUCAACAAAUUUGAGGAUUAAUUUGUACCUAUCAACUAAAGUGUAUUGUUUAUUGCAUUUGAAGGACUCGAUUGGAUGAUU
This is a messenger RNA of Rubroshorea leprosula, 1380 nucleotides long. NCBI's taxonomy places the organism in Eukaryota, Viridiplantae, Streptophyta, Magnoliopsida, Malvales, Dipterocarpaceae. The record is from the annotation of a GenBank genome assembly.